AUGACGGCUUCUAAGUUUAAAAAUCGUUGCCCUGUUUGCCAGAGCAAAUCUUGGCGCCUGCGGAGCCACUUGGAUGACGUUCAUAGCGUCAGGAACGCCCAGGAGCGAAGGAUCCUGUUGGCGUUUGCCAGAGGGCGAGUGAGUGUCCGCGGAAUGAAGUGCCCCGUCCGCGGAUGCGCUUACGGGGGGUCCAGGGUGGCGCAGCACCUCCAAGACGCUCACCGUGAUCUGGGUGCCAAGGAGAAGAGGCGGCUUUUGAGGAAGCUCCAGUGGCGCAAAACGCUUAGGCAGGUGAGAGAACUUCGGGCCUCGGGUCCCGACCCGCCGUUAGCCACCAGCUUGGACCUGGACGGUUCACGGGGCAGGGAAGAAGCCGCCGCCGCCGCUUCCCCGCCUCCCCCCCCUACUCUUUCCCCUCCCUCGCUGGCUUCGGAAGUGGUGCAGGGGCGAGGGCUUCCCGGCCGACUGAGCCCCAGUCCUUCCCGUUCGACCUCGGCGGACUCCCCGCCACCAGAGCCGGAGCCAUGUCUUCCCGGCGGGCUUGGCACCAGUGCCGACGUGCCAGCCGCGGACUCGGUGGUCGUCGAGGAGGAGGAGAUUGCCGGAGGGCCGGAGAUCGGGGACGAACCGCAGGCGGAGCUGACUGGACUGCCGGAGAUAAGGGACGAACCGCAGGCCCCGUCCUCCAGCACGGUUAGUAAGCUGAUUACAUUUCCUCCAGUCAUCCGUUGCUACCUGCAGGAAUAUAACCGGCAUCUGACCGGGGCUAUACGCUCGCGAAAGCAUGUUGAAAAUGUUAAAUCAAAGAUGGGUCGAAUUGUUGCAUUCCUCAGCUACAUGAGCCGUAAUAAGACCGCCCUGGGCUCCUGGCGCUUCUUGGAUGACGCCGGACGCAUACUUGCCUGGCCCGCUGAACUCAGCCGUCAGCAGAAGGCCGUGACUACCGUUAAGGUUUACCUGGUAAACACAACCCAAUUCCACGUAUACUUCAUGGAGACGCCUCCGAGAAGCUCCAGGCUGUCAAAGCGGCAGCUCGUGUCGGUGAUGCGAGCUCUGAGGUCGGCCACGUGCCAAAUCGGAACGCAGGUGGUGCUUCGGCAGAUCAAGGUCAAGUCUGAGAAGCUCCAGCGAUCCGUAACGCCCCAACUUCUCUGCAGAUGCCUCAAACAAUCUCAGAGCUGGAUCCCCAGACUCUUGCUGAGCUGCUCGCAAAAGAAGCACGACGUGGGAGCGAGACAUCUGUUGUACGGUUUCAUUGUCCUUUACCUUACUUCUCUCUACGGCCAUCGGGCCGGCGUCAUGACCAACCUUACCACCGAAGAGGUCCUGGAGGCAACAAGGGGAUCCAGCUCUCGCUCUCCGGGGGUCGUACUCAAUGUAAAAAACCAUAAGACUGCACGGGUGUUUGGCUGUGCUCAGGUGUUUCUGACCCACGAGGAACUGGGCUGGAUCCAGCGGUGGAUGGAGAUCCGGGCUCUGCUACGCCCUCGGUGCGAUCUGGUAUUUUUCAAUACCAACCACGGGCAAGUGAAAAACAUCACCCUGUUCGCGAGGAACGCAUGGGCAGCCAUGCUACUGCCAGGCAGACCCUCCCUUACCGACAUCAGGACCGCGGUCGCAACGAUGUGCAGGAACACCCACUCCAGUGAGGUCCGGACGCAGCUGUCCCGGGUAAUGUGUCACGACACCCGCACGGCCGACCGAUUCUAUGCGAUGCAGCUGGAUGUCUGCCAGAUGGCGGAGAUGAGGCGCAGAUUUGCCCAGUGCAUGGGAGAAGAAGCUGCAGAAAGUUCACAAUAAACUUUGAAUAAUGCACCAGAAUGUGUCAUGUCUCUUCAUUGUGUGGGGGGUGGGU
Molecule: messenger RNA, 1855 nt
Organism: Xiphophorus maculatus (southern platyfish)
Lineage: Eukaryota; Metazoa; Chordata; Actinopteri; Cyprinodontiformes; Poeciliidae
Exons: 3
Coding region: 1-1800 (599 amino acids)
Source: RefSeq, a predicted model, not a curated record